This is a messenger RNA of Gossypium arboreum, 2686 nucleotides long. Its product is annotated as mannose-6-phosphate isomerase 2-like. Lineage: Eukaryota; Viridiplantae; Streptophyta; Magnoliopsida; Malvales; Malvaceae. Gene Ontology annotation, cellular component: cytosol. The record is from RefSeq and is a predicted model, not a curated record. Gene Ontology annotation, molecular function: mannose-6-phosphate isomerase activity; zinc ion binding. Bases 454 to 1752 code for a protein of 432 amino acids. The transcript has 5 exons. Gene Ontology annotation, biological process: GDP-mannose biosynthetic process; carbohydrate metabolic process.
AAAGAAAAAAAAAAAGCAUAGAAAUUUCGUGGGGAGAUAACAAGGAAACUGCAAAUAAAAUCAAAGUAGUUACAGUUAAAAAGAGUCCCCACCUCUUCUUUUUCUUCUUCUUCUUCCCAUCUCAUCGCGCCAACAUGCUUAAACUGUACCGUAAUUUGUCCGUAAUAUGCAUAACUGUCAGCUCAAGUUGUUUCUCUUUUCUUCUUCCCAUCCCAUCUCCUUGACUUUGGAUUCCCAUAUUACUCCUCUCAAUAUCUUUGUCCGCAAUAUAACUUGGUUUUUUUCCCUCGAUUCCUUUUCCUGCCAUCCGAAUUAGUAUUUUAUGUCGGUUCUCUAUCUUAUUACCCUUUUAUACUCUUUAAAUACCACCAAACACUCCCAAUUCCCUUGAUCCUCAUUGUUCUCUUCUAUUUUUUUUAAAAAUAUUUUCUCGGUUUUUUUUUGGCUUCAACGAUGGCGGGAGUGAAUGGUGAGAAGUUGAAGAGGCUAAGAGCAUGGGUUCAAAAUUAUGAGUGGGGAAGAAGCGGGGCGGAGGCAGAGGUGGCGAGGCUGUUGGCCUUGAAUUCCGGGGCAGAGAUAGAGCCAAACAAGCCUUAUGCUGAGUUUUGGAUGGGAACCCAUGAAUCGGGGCCAAACGUUUUGGUUGAGGAGGAAGGAGAAGAAGAAGAAGAAAAAGAGCAACAAGAUGUGGGAUUGAAAGAGUGGAUUGAGAAGAACCCAAAAGUGCUGGGUCAUAAGGUUUUGGAAAAAUGGGGCUCUGAUCUUCCUUUCUUGUUCAAGGUACUGUCAGUGGGGAAAGCGCUGUCAAUACAGGCGCAUCCGGAUAAAGAAUUGGCCAAAGAAUUGCAUAAGAUGAAGCCCAAUCUGUACAAAGAUGCUAAUCACAAACCUGAGAUGGCUUUGGCUAUAACUGAGUUCAGGGCACUUUGUGGCUUCAUUACUCUCCAGGAGCUUAAGGAAGUGCUUGAAGAUGUUCCGGAGAUAGUAGAAUUGGUCGGCACUGCAUCCGCGAAGCAAGUCAUGGAGAUUGACGAGCGAGGUGGCGAUACUGCCGACAAAGCUAAAACUGCUCUGCGGUCGGUUUUUACGCAACUUAUGUCUGCAAGCAAGGAGAUGACCACGAAAGCUAUAUCCAAACUUAAAAGUCGGCUGCUCCUACAAAGUCAGUUGAGGAGUCUGACGGAGAAAGAAGAGUUGGUGUUGCAGUUGGAAAAGCAAUACCCCGGAGACAUAGGUGUGUUAUCGGCUUUCUUCUUCAAUUACGUGAAACUUAAGCCAGGGGAAGCUUUGUAUCUGGCGGCCAAUGAGCCCCACGCUUAUUUAAGUGGCGACUGCGUUGAAUGCAUGGCAACCUCCGACAAUGUCGUCCGAGCUGGUCUCACUCCCAAGCAUCGUGAUAUCCAAACCCUCUGUUCUAUGCUCACCUAUAACCAGGGCUACCCUGAAAUCCUUUCGGGACUUGCAUUGAGUCCUUACAUAACAAGGUACCUCCCACCGUUUGAUGAGUUCGAGGUUGAUCGUUGCAUUCUUCCGAAAGGGUCGUCGGUGGUUUUCCCGGCCAUCCCGGGUCCUUCAAUCUUCCUCGCAUUUGUUGGGGAAGGAAAAAUGAAAACUGGAUGUUGGGAAGGCAUUGUUACUGAAGGAGAUGUGGUGUUCGAACCAGCCAACACAGAGCUCGUCAUUACUGCGACUACAUCUGAGCUGCAACUUUAUAGGGCAGGGAUCAACAGCAGGUUCUUUCAUGGUCAAUGAAUUUAUGAACACUGCCGGCGUCUACUGCCAUUAUCAUUCAGCAGCCUUAGUGAGUAAAAUAAAUUAUUUAAUUUCAUUUAUUUAUGCUUUCUUUUGCUGCCAUUUUAUGGUUAUAAUGUAAUUUUAGGACCUGCAUAUAUAUUCUGUGAAUAUAUAAAUAACUGAAAUCACUCCCAAUAUUGAGUUGUGUUUUCUAAUACUAUUUUAAUGGUAUGAUAUAUAGCUUUAAAAAUUAAACCGGUUAGAUCCCAAUGACGCAACAGUGAAAAAUAAAAAGAAUUAAGUGCCUGAUUAUAAUAUCAUAUGUAAUGAUCUUUCAAAUGGAAAGGAGAGGCAUUUUUUCCUUUCAAAAAAGUUAAAUUAUUAAUAUAACUCUAAUAAUAUUUAUUUAUUUAUUUUAUUUUAUAACGAGUUUUUAGUUAAAUUCUGAUACCAGCGUUGUCAGGUUUUAUAAUUAGAAAAAAAAUUCAAUAAAAUUAAUAGCAAUCAACUUUGGAAGUGACGAAUUAACCCAACAAGGGAAAUGUUAACCAAUGUUUAAACAUCACCUAAAAGGUGGGUUUAUAAACCAAAUGAGCUAAACAUUGGGUUAGCUAUAAAAAGGCAUUUUCUUUUUGCUGCUCAAAUAAAUAUAUGCAUAAAAUCUUUCAAAAAGAAUAAAAAAAGAAAUGCCUGAAAUGAACCCUAAUAUUGUCUAACAUAAAAUUUGAAUAUACCCUAACAAUGACCAAACUCCAAGAAAGAAAAGAAAACUUGGUGAUUGAGAAUGGAUAAUACAAAUUCGGAUAUUUUAGAUUGUUAUCUGUUCAAACCGUUUAGCCAUGAUAGUAUGACAUUAGCACCUUCCCCCCACGAACAAUCCAACAUCAUGUCAUGCGCAACUCCUUCGAUACAUAUCGGUGUCACGUUGUAAAAUCUCCCCGUCUCAUUGAGU